Messenger RNA from Saccharomycopsis crataegensis, 1689 nucleotides. Its product is annotated as FAD-binding oxidoreductase. Gene Ontology annotation, molecular function: FAD binding; D-lactate dehydrogenase (cytochrome) activity; D-lactate dehydrogenase (NAD+) activity. Gene Ontology annotation, biological process: lactate catabolic process. The coding region runs from base 1 to 1689 and encodes 562 amino acids. The transcript has a single exon. NCBI's taxonomy places the organism in Eukaryota, Fungi, Ascomycota, Saccharomycetes, Ascoideales, Saccharomycopsidaceae. The record is from RefSeq and is a predicted model, not a curated record. Gene Ontology annotation, cellular component: mitochondrion.
AUGUUUAAACAGGUUCUUAGGUCACUCGCCCAUGUUCCGCGGCUGGCAAAACCCGCUGCCCGUCGUUGGUAUUCUUCAUCAACCAAGUCUGCCUCAACUACUACUUCUACCAAUUUGGCAUUGACGGUAGGUCUUACCCUUGGUGGGUCUUUGGCAGGUUACUAUUUCGCCCAAGCCUCCCAAGCUUCCAGUGGACCUCUCAAAUCGACCACCUCUCUUGCUGACCUUAAACCUUUGAAAUAUGCCGAAGGUGAGUCACUCAAGCGUGGGUUCCAGGAAAUUGAAGCUUUGAUGAAAGAUGACUUCACCCGUUCUCCAUCAGAGUUGGAAUACCACAGUGAUAGCUACUUCAACGUCCACAAAGCUAAUCCCGAUGAAAAACCAAAGUUAAUUGUCUAUCCUCAUUCCACCGAACAGGUCUCUGAAAUCAUGAAGAUUUGCAACAAGUACAAAAUCCCAAUUGUUCCAUUCUCUGGCGGUACUUCUUUAGAAGGUCAAUAUAUUUCCACCAUUCCUGGUAUUGUUAUUGAUUUCUCGAAGAUGAACCAAAUCCUUCAGUUGAAUGCCAGUGAUUUGGAUGUUUCAGUACAAGCUGGGGUUGGUUGGCAAGAGUUGGACGAAUUUUUAAAACCACAUAACUUGCUUUUUGGUCCCGAUCCUGGUCCAGGAGGAAUGAUUGGUGGGAUGAUUGGUACAUCUUGUUCGGGAACUCAAGCUUUCAGAUACGGUACCAUGAAAGAAGCGGUUUUGAACUUGACGGUGGUUUUGGCUGACGGAACAAUUUUAAAGACUAAGCAAAGAUCAAAGAAAUCUGCUGCCGGUUAUAAUUUGACGGGGUUAUUUAUUGGAUCAGAAGGGACUUUAGGAGUGGUGACCGAGGCCACUUUAAAGCUUCAUGCGAGACCUAACGUUGAAUCUGUCAUUGUGGUGAAUUUCGAAACUGUCAAGGAAGCCACGAAAACUGUUGAACAAUUAUUGAUCAAUGGCUCAUCACUUAAUGCCAUUGAAUUAUUGGAUAGUAAUAUGAUGAAAUGUAUUAAUGCUGCCGGACAAACCACUAGACAAUGGCUUAAUAAGCCAACCAUUCUUUUCAAAGUGGGUGGUUCCAAUCAAGCAAUCGUUAAUGAGAACAUCAAACUCGUGAAAAAUGUUACCAAGGAAAACAACGCGAUUAGUUUCCAGUUUGCCACUACCGAAGAAGAAAAAUUCGAACUUUGGCAAGCUCGUAAAUUAGCAUUGUUUUCGACCAUGGAUUACGGCAAGCAAGUUCUUGGUCAAGAUGCUAAAUUGUGGAUCACUGAUGUGGCGGUGCCAAUCAGCAAGCUCUCGGAGCUUAUUGCCGAUACCCGUCGUGAUCUUAAUCAAUACGAGGGCAAAGAUGGGUGUGUCUUUUCUACGUGCUUGGGUCAUGUCGGGGAUGGUAAUUUCCACUCAUGUAUUAUGUACAAACCUGAAGCUCAUGGGAUUGUUCAAGCACUCACCUCGAGAAUGGUUAACAAGGCCCUUGAAUACGAAGGAACCUGUACCGGGGAACAUGGUGUUGGUUUGGGAAAACGUCAUUAUUUAGUCAAAGAAGUCGGGGAAAAUUCCAUUGACUUGAUGAGACAAUUGAAGUUGAGUUUGGAUCCAUAUGGGUUGUUAAAUUCCGGCAAAGUUUUCAAGAUGGAUAUUAAUGAUAAACAUCCUUGA